AACCCGAAGAAAGCCUGGAGUCGCACACCGCAUCGAUCACUCAACGGCUCAUCAUCCUUCAGAUAUAAAAGCUUGUUUUGUUUCUUAGCGAGAAAGUGAAAAACAUGGAAGACUCUCUACGAAUCCAAAGAUUCCAACAACUUCCAUCGGCUACAGAAUUUGCCUCUCAGAUUGAAUCCCGAAAUGUUCCCGCUGUGUUCGUUGGGUGCGUUAAGGGUUGGGAAGCUGUCGCCAAGUGGAAUCCGUCUAGUGGCGGCCUCGAGUAUUUGGAGGAUCGAGUAGGAUCAUUCAUGGUGGAGGCUAUGGUUUCUAGAACUGCACCGGUGUUUUAUGGUGAUCUUAGAAGCCAUGAGAGGGUUCCAUUACCGUUUUCCACUUUUAUUGGCUUUUGUAAGCAGCAUAGGCAAAAUGUUGGAAAUUCUUGCAGCUUUAAUUCUAAUUCAGGAGGGCACCAACCAGGAGAAUCGGACACAGAGCAAGGCUAUUCACCAUUUGUAGAUGCUGCUCCACAACAAAUGUACUUAGCACAGGUUCCAAUCAUAAAUGCUGAGAAUGAAGAUAGGGUUCAACUGGAAACUUUAAGGGAAGACAUUCAAAUGCCUGCAAUUUUGGAGGAAAAAAAUCUAUCUUCUGUUAAUUUGUGGAUGAACAAUGCCCAAGCAAGAUCAAGUGCUCACUAUGAUCCUCACAACAAUCUUCUAUGUAUAGUCACUGGAAGGAAACAAGUUGUUUUAUGGCCCCCUUCUGCAAGCCCCAUGUUAUAUCCCAUGCCUAUAUACGGGGAGGCCUCAAACCAUAGUUCUGUGGCUUUGGAGAACCCUGAUUUUUCAGUUCAUCCAAGAGCAAAAUAUUCCAUGCAAUACUCUAAGAAGGUUAUUCUUCAUGCCGGUGAUGCACUUUUCAUUCCUGAAGGCUGGUUCCACCAAGUAGAUAGUGAUGACUUUACAAUUGCUGUUAAUUAUUGGUGGCGUUCCAGCAUAAUAUCUAGCUUGGCAGACCACAUGGAUGCAUAUUAUUUGCGCAGAAUACUUAGAAGAUUGACAGACAGAGAAAUGGACCAAGUACUUCUUCAGGGUUCUACGGCUAUGUGGAGACAGGAGAGGAAUAUAUCUGAGCUGCCAUGUAAGAAAGAUCAUGAAGACCAUAGCUUGGACCAGGCUAAUCUAAGAAAGAAUUUGAAAGGGAAAGAACAACAACAUAGCCUUCUUAUGCUUGAAUUGAAACCCUAUGCUCUUCAGGCUCUUCAUGAACUAGUUGCUUUAGUUCAUGACCAUGUAAAUGCUUCUGAUCAAAAUCAACCAGUCUUGUCUACUUCAAGAGAUGGUUUGACAUGUUAUGUGACAGAUGGGCAACAUAAGACUUUAACGACUGAAAUAUUUCAUAUAGAAGAUGAUCCAGUAGCUAAAAUUCUCUGGAUCCUUGAACCAGGAAUAGUUAUCCAUUCGUGUUCUAUCACUUUCCAGCACAACUUCCCCAAAACUUUGGAAGCUCUGAUACUGCACUUGCUUUCACCAGUUGGGGCAGAAGUCCUUACACGAAAAUUUGAUGAGAUAGAUCAGCAGAACACUGAAGAAGAUCGGAACAAAUUCUACCAGGUCUUCUAUGGUGUAUUUGAUAACCAAUUUGCAGCAAUGGAUGCAAUUCUAAAUGGGAAAGAGUCAUUUGCACGCCAGGCAUUCAAAAAUGUGUUGGAUAAAUACUUGGGAGGGAAUUUUGAUGUACCAAAAGUGUGUGUUGGACGAGACAUCCCGUGACACAAUCUUCUUCAAAAAAUUGGUCCCGUGGUGAUAUCGAGAUAGUAAAUUGAUGCAUAUUUCAUCUCAGAAGCUUUCUGUCACAAUCAGUACUUUUACAUGUGAGUCAUCAACAAUUUUGUAGAAUAUAAAUCAUUACAAACUUUGAAUAGUGCAGCAUCUCUCAGUUAUGCUUAGAUGUUGUAUGAUUUAACAAAGAUCUUCUAUUGCCUUAUCUGAGUGAUCCAUUAAGGCUGCAUAGCUAGCAUAAACAACAUUUUUAGGGAAAAAAUCUCUUGUACAUGAACUAGAUGAAAAUGGCAAGCAUGAUGGGGGAUCUGGUAAGUAACUUGAGAUU
Theobroma cacao (cacao) is the source of this 2091-nucleotide messenger RNA. The record is from RefSeq and is a predicted model, not a curated record. NCBI's taxonomy places the organism in Eukaryota, Viridiplantae, Streptophyta, Magnoliopsida, Malvales, Malvaceae.